Molecule: messenger RNA, 1113 nt
Organism: Penicillium chermesinum
Lineage: Eukaryota; Fungi; Ascomycota; Eurotiomycetes; Eurotiales; Aspergillaceae
Exons: 3
Coding region: 1-1113 (370 amino acids)
Source: RefSeq, a predicted model, not a curated record
AUGGCAAGCAAUCGGGACGAAAAGGAUGCUGUUCGCGAAGAGGUGCAGCAGCUCCUCGCCAAAACGCCAUUCGCUUGCUCAUCGCUGUCACGGCUGUCUGGCGGCACCGCCAAUUUCGUCUACCGAGGCCAACCCGACUCAGGAAAACCCAAUUCGAUCAUCAUCAAACAUACAAAGAACUAUCUCGCUUCCAAUUCCAGCUUUCAGCUCGAUGCCGCACGAUGUCACUUCGAAGGAGCUAUAUUGGAGGCACUCCACGAUCUCAACCCUUGGGAGGCAGAGAAUGUCUCCGUCAAAGCACCCCGACUCCUCCACUUUGAUCGCGAAGCCAACACCCAAGUCCUGGAGGACCUGCCAGACUCCGUGGACUUGAAGAACUUCUUGAUCUCAGCGUUGUCCCGCGAGGUGUCCAAACCCACGGCACGAUCACUGGGCAAAGCACUCGGGUCCUGGCUACGGGCUUUCCACAACUGGGCCUCCAGCCCCAACCAAGCCCGCUCCCCCCUGAAGAAAUCUCUCGCAGAUAACAAACUGAAAGGUCUGAAGCACUACAUCAAUUACUCUAUGUUGCUGGAGACUAUUCCCAAUUUCCCAGAUAUCCUCAAGGCCGACGCGAGCACUUUCGCGCGAGUCCGCGAUUACGCCGCUGCAGAGCCUCAAGAGGAUGAUCCUAAUGCUGAUUAUGGGAUUAUUCAUGGCGAUUUUUGGACCGGCAAUGUUCUUAUCCCCAACGUUCCACCCACCAGUCAAUCGCACACAACACUGCUUGUCAUCGACUGGGAGAUGGCUCACGUCGGCUACAGGGCUUUAGACCUAGGCCAAAUGGUCGCAGAACUGUACGAAACGAAGCUCUUCAAAAAUGUGGAACCGGGGCUGUGGAUCCUCGACGGGCUUUUGGAGGGGUACGGACCUCUUUCGGACAAGACGGCGUUCCGUACUGCGAUUCAUGUGGGAGUGCAUUUGGUGUGCUUCGGAAGCAGGGUGGCUGGAUGGGGAACCGCCCAGCAGGUUGAAGAAGUCGUGCAGGUGGGUAGAGAUCUGAUUGUGCACGCGUGGAAUGAGGACAAGGCUUGGUUCCGUGGACAUGACCUGGCGUGUAUCUUCCAGGAGUAA